This is a messenger RNA of Exophiala spinifera, 1155 nucleotides long. RefSeq lists its product as uncharacterized. The transcript has a single exon. The coding region runs from base 1 to 1155 and encodes 384 amino acids. Lineage: Eukaryota; Fungi; Ascomycota; Eurotiomycetes; Chaetothyriales; Herpotrichiellaceae. The record is from RefSeq and is a predicted model, not a curated record. Gene Ontology annotation, molecular function: N-acylphosphatidylethanolamine-specific phospholipase D activity; zinc ion binding. Gene Ontology annotation, biological process: N-acylethanolamine metabolic process; N-acylphosphatidylethanolamine metabolic process. Gene Ontology annotation, cellular component: cytoplasm; membrane-bounded organelle.
AUGGUCAAAGUAAAGAGACUGCCCUCACUGUUGCCUGACGAUCCAAAACUUCACCAUAUUGGCAACCCACCCAAGGGAUUCCACAAUCCAUGGCCCUCGUUCCACGGUCACUCUGGUGGCUUGUUGGGUCCUCUGAAACUACGUUUCGCCAGAGAUAGACCUGAAUUUGUCCCUGUCCCUACCGACCGAGAUGGACUCGUCCCUGUUCAGAAAGUCGACUUUACAAAUUCCAACCCCGGCUUCAAAGUGACGUGGAUCGGCCAUGCCAGUUUCUUACUCCAGACAUCUCGACCGGACGGCGCAUGUCGCGGCAUCAACAUCCUCUGUGAUCCCGUCUUCUCGGAAAGGACGUCUCCAUUCAGCUGGCUCGGACCAAAGAGAUACACGCCCACUCCGUGUCGUUUGACGGAGCUGCUUGACUCGGUCGACAUUGACGUUGUUCUGAUCAGUCACAACCACUACGACCAUGCCGACGAAGCUACACUGAAAGCCAUCUACGCGAAGAGUCCCUCCAACGUCCACUUUCUCGUCGGACUGCACAACGCUCGAUGGCUGACUUCGUUCGGGGUUGAUCGAGCCUAUAUCACCGAGCUGGACUGGUGGGAUGGCGCUGAAAUUGGUGUUGAGAAUGUCGGAAGCGUACGCAUCACCUGCACGCCCACUCAGCAUUUUUCGUCGAGAUGGAUCAACGACCGGAACCACGACUUGUGGUGCUCGUACGCCAUCCACGACCUCAACGAAGCCAGUAAGAAGAAACUGUACUUUGCCGGAGACACGGCUUAUCGAAGUAUUCCCAGCCAACACAUGACUCGAGAAGAAGAGGAUGCGCAACCGGUGUGCCCGACGUUCAAACAGGUCGGGCAACUACUUGGUCCGUUUGACUUGGCCCUUCUGCCCAUCGGGCUAUGCGAGCCGCGGGAUUUCAUGUCCAAUGUCCACGCCAAUUCGUGGGACUCGAUACGGAUUCAUCAAGAUGUGCGAAGCAAGAGGUCGAUAGGAAUGCAUUGGGGGACUGUGCGUGGUGGCUUGUCCAUGUACUACGAAGACGUGAGGACGCCCCCGAAGAAUUGGAAGAUUGCAGCAGAGGAAGCAGGGUUGAAAUGGGGCGAAGAGAUUGGAUUGAUGGAUAUUGGAGAGACUUUGGUAUUGAGUUGA